GUUGUGAAGCAAGACCCUCCUCAGCUGCCCUCCGAUAGCCCCUACUCAGACGACUUGCGUUCCUUUAUCGCAGACUGCCUGGUGAAGGAUGAGACCAAACGAGCCAACUACGUCACCCUUCUGGAGUCAAAAUUCAUCCGGUCUGUCGAUGUGGAGAAGGAGGCGAUUAACCUGGCAGACUUUUUUGUACGAAUUCUCGGAACUGAUAUUGACCAGUAG
Dibothriocephalus latus is the source of this 219-nucleotide messenger RNA. Lineage: Eukaryota; Metazoa; Platyhelminthes; Cestoda; Diphyllobothriidea; Diphyllobothriidae. The record is from the annotation of a GenBank genome assembly.